GCCCGCCGGCCGAGCUCCUGCCCGUUUCCCCCGGCUGGUCCGGGGGUUCCGGGCACCGGCUCCACGGCGGCCCCGCCGGAUCUGCGGACUGGGCCGCAGCCCGCGCCGCGAGCGGACGGCGUCAUGAAGCUGCUGCCCUUCUUCUGCCGCGGCCAGGUGGUGCGGGGCUUUGGCCGCGGCUCCAAGCAGCUGGGCAUCCCCACAGCUAACUUUCCUGAACAAGUAGUAGAUAAUCUUCCAGCUGAUGUAUCCACUGGCAUUUAUUAUGGAUGGGCCAGUGUUGGAAGUGGAGAUGUUCAUAAGAUGGUGGUGAGCAUAGGAUGGAACCCAUACUACAAGAAUACAAAAAAGUCGAUGGAAACUCAUAUCAUGCAUACCUUCAAAGAGGACUUUUAUGGGGAAAUCCUCAAUGUGGCCAUCGUUGGCUACCUCAGACCAGAAAAGAACUUUGAUUCUCUAGAGUCACUUAUUUCAGCAAUUCAAGGUGAUAUUGAGGAAGCUAAGAAACGACUAGAUUUACCGGAACAUUUGAAACUCAAAGAGGACAAUUUCUUCCAGAUUCCUAAAAGCAAAAUAAUGAAUGGCCACUGAUGAAAAAUCAUCAUACUUAUACUGACUCAUUUGCUGUUCUAGUAUUUUACUGCUCAUGACUAUGUAGUCUCAUCUUGGUUAUAUUUUAAGAACCAAAAAUUUUCCUAUAGCUGUGAAUUAGUUUAAACAGUACAAUGUAAUUAUUAUGCUUCAUGUUCAAUUAAACCCAUCAUGCUGUAAUACUAAAAAGAUUCGUUUUAAAAAUCAAGAUUCUUUUUAUGUAAUAUGUUGACUAAAAUUUACCACUAGAAAGGUCUUAACUGUCUUAAAAGGAAAUGAAGUGAAUAAAGCUGUGGGUAAAAAGGCAAGUCAGUAGUUUGAGAUGAAAACUAAUUCUCAUGGUAAAAUACUAGCAUGCAUCUACUUGUAUAGCAUGUGCUGCUAAACAGAAGGCUUGUAAAAGUAAAUGUAUUAAACAGGUUUGAUAGUUUAUUAUAAACCUAAGAGGGAAAAUUCAUACUUGGUAUUUUUGAUAUUUUUGCGCAUUAAUAUAUUACUACAAACAUGAAGACUCAUGAAAUUUAGUCAUUUCCUUUAUGAGGUCAAAUUGUGAUAUUGUCACCGUGUUGGUGUGGCUCCAUUGGUUGGGUGUAGUCCUGUGCACUGAAAGAUUGCUGGUAGGGGCAUGCAUCAGGCAGCUGACCCAUAUUUCACUCUCUCACAUCAGUGUUUCUCUUCCUCUAAAAAUCAAUACAAAAUAUCCUGUGGUUUUUUUGUUUUUGUUUUUUUUUACAGCUGCCUCAGUUCUGAUUGUAUGGACUCCCUCUACCUGUCAGGGUUUUUUUGGUUUGUCUUUUAAAAUAUUAAAAUGAGUGUGUUUUUUGAA
Molecule: messenger RNA, 1417 nt
Organism: Miniopterus natalensis
Lineage: Eukaryota; Metazoa; Chordata; Mammalia; Chiroptera; Miniopteridae
Gene: RFK
Product: riboflavin kinase
Biological process (GO): riboflavin biosynthetic process; FMN biosynthetic process
Cellular component (GO): mitochondrion
Molecular function (GO): riboflavin kinase activity
Source: RefSeq, a predicted model, not a curated record